Micromonas pusilla CCMP1545 is the source of this 417-nucleotide messenger RNA. RefSeq lists its product as uncharacterized. Gene Ontology annotation, biological process: microtubule-based movement; spindle elongation; mitotic spindle assembly. Gene Ontology annotation, molecular function: ATP binding; microtubule binding; plus-end-directed microtubule motor activity. Gene Ontology annotation, cellular component: spindle microtubule; mitotic spindle. NCBI's taxonomy places the organism in Eukaryota, Viridiplantae, Chlorophyta, Mamiellophyceae, Mamiellales, Mamiellaceae. The annotation marks the transcript as partial. The transcript has a single exon. The record is from RefSeq and is a predicted model, not a curated record.
AUGAACAAGGCGUCGUCGCGGUCGCACUGCGUGUUUACCCUGCGCGUGAACAGCACGCGGAAGCUCCCGGACGGGUCGACGAUGGAGUGCGCGGGGAAGCUGCACAUGGUCGACCUCGCCGGGAGCGAGUGCGCGAAGAGCGCUGGCGGCGGCGAGUUGGACCCGUCGCGCGAGCGCGAGCGGAAAAACAUCAAUCAAAGUUUGCUGACACUCGGUCGCGUCAUCACGCUCUUGAAAGCGGGCGGGAAAGCGAAGGGCGAGCGCAUCCCGUACCGCGACAGCAAGCUCACGCGGCUUUUACAGGAGAGCUUGGGAGGAAGGUGCAAGACGUGCGUCAUCGCGACGGUGUCGCCGUCGAUCAUGUCCGUGGACGAGACGUUGUCGACGUUGCAAUACGCGCAAGCGGCGGUGGGCAUC